AUGAUCCCAGUCGUGGACGGAGGCCGGGAGGAUCAAGAACCGUCUCAGACCCGCGUCGACUCGGCAGCAAAAAGCGGCGCCCUCCCGUCCGACCGCCUAGAAGCCUUCCUCCGAGAGCCCGCCAGAGAGGGCAAUAUCCUCAUCAUACUACCGGACUGCACGCCCAGCGUCAAGAUCAACCGCAAGGAGAAGAGGGUCUCAGUGCGUGAGAAGGUCAGGGCCUUUGAUCAGCAAUACCGACAGUAG
This is a messenger RNA of Diaporthe citri, 246 nucleotides long. RefSeq lists its product as uncharacterized. The transcript has 2 exons. The record is from RefSeq and is a predicted model, not a curated record. NCBI's taxonomy places the organism in Eukaryota, Fungi, Ascomycota, Sordariomycetes, Diaporthales, Diaporthaceae. The coding region runs from base 1 to 246 and encodes 81 amino acids.